CCAUUGGGUUCAAGUAUGGAGUCAGUAUUGAGAAUAUGACGGAACGAAUAUACUUUUUUAAUAAUGAAUUUCAACUUAGUUUUACACAUUCGAGGAUAGCUAUUUGAGUGGUUAUUGCGAGAGAGAUAUUUAUUUCACGUUUGUCCAUCAUUGUAUUGCUCUUCAGUUUGAGAGCUGAAUCAUCAAAAUUUUCACUAGAAUAUAUAUAUAUGUGUGUAUGAAACACAAUGGGGAAAUUAUUGUCUAAGAUAUUUGGUAAUAAGGAGAUGAGGAUUCUAAUGCUGGGUCUUGAUGCAGCUGGGAAAACAACAUUACUAUAUAAAAUGAAACUAGGUCAAUCAGUCACAACCAUUCCCACAGUAGGAUUCAACGUGGAGACAGUCACAUAUAAAAGUGUCAAAUUUAAUGUUUGGGAUGUGGGCGGCCAAGACAAAAUUCGACCGUUGUGGAGGCAUUACUUCACUGGCACCCAGGGACUUAUAUUUGUGGUGGACUGUGCAGAUAGAGAUCGCAUUGACGAAGCAAGACAAGAGCUACACCGUAUCAUUAAUGAUAGGGAGAUGAGAGACGCCAUUAUACUCGUGUUUGCCAACAAACAGGACCUUCCAGAUGCAAUGAAACCACAUGAAGUGCAAGAGAAACUUGGCUUGACGAGAAUAAGAGAUCGCAACUGGUAUGUACAGCCAUCAUGUGCCACGACAGGUGACGGCCUCUUCGAAGGAUUAACAUGGCUCACAUCCAAUCACAAGUCAUGAAACAAAUGUUCUUAGAUUUGUUUUAUUACUAGUUUUUGUUAGUAUAUUUAUUCUUAUACAUAUAAAACUAUACAUAGGUACAUAAUGUUAUACAGACUUUUUUUUUUUGUAGCCAUUGUCCACCGUAGUCUAUCUAUUGCUGAAAUAAUCUUGAGUCAUUUCAAACACUGCUUGAUCUUAGUAUAGUAUGAGGCCUUCAGAAAGUGGAGGUUUUACAUUUUAUUUUUAUUGUAUGGACUUUUUAAUAUGUCGGAGAGGUGCAGAAAAGGCAAUGUUUUAAUUACCUUUAUAUAAAUGUUUGGUUUUUGUUUGUACUAAUCAUAAUUUUUUUUUCACUAUAAUAAGCAUGAAUGUUAAAGCCAUCUUUUAUGAUAGGGUUUCAUUAAAUCAGUUAAAAGUUAACUUCGAAAUGCAGAUUAUAACAUUUGUCUAUAAGAUUACUAAUUUUUUAUUUUUUUUUUAAUUUUAAUGAUUCAUCUAUAUGAGAUAAAUGUAGGUCUAGCUGGGACUUUUCUGGGUCCGGAUUAUUCAUGAUAAUGAUCAAUGCUAGUGGUGCCGGGGGGGGGGGGGAGAAGGGGUUUCAUUUGGCAUGUAUGCAUCUCUGGCCUCGGCAAGACAAAACGUCAAGUUUGUUGGAACUGAGCUUCUGUUGCUUCUUAUGCACAUUGGGCGUGAGUUUCAAGGGGCUGGACAGCACCGGGGUCAUGGGCUGGAUAAGGGCACACGGACCAUAGAUUGGGCAUCAGUGAUCAUUAAAACAAUUUUCAACAUUUUUCAGAGUGGAUACUAUCACCUGGUGAUUUGCUUCCCUUAAUGUUUAUAUGUCUGUACAGACUAUGUUGUAGCUGGCUAUAGUGAACUUGUAUUGGAAGGUAGAUUGCUAAUUUCAUAUUCAUAUGAAUUGUAUGCUCUAGAUUUCUUUUGGUGGGUCUUACUUCCCUUACCCUGUCGUUGACAGCAUUGUUGCUUGGUUGUUUACAUUUUUACCAGAAUGAGAGACGAAGUUUUGAAAGUUUUUUUUUGUUUGUUUUUUUCUUGUGGUUCUAAAAGAUUUAGAGAGGAAAAAGGCUGCGGUGAAUGUGCGAAAGAAAUGUCUCUGUGAUUGAUACUUGGUCUAAUGUCAAGCCGAGAAAGUGAGAGAGACUUUGCUAAGGUUUAACUUCAUGUUGGCUUGAAGUGUUUGUUGAUGUACUGUCUUGGUUUUGUACAAAAGAAAUAAUUCUUACUUAGCAUAAGAGAGAGCCUAAUAAAUCUGAUUUAAUUUGUAUUUUAUGUUAUUUGUUUUGUUUUUUUUAAUUUGCUGCUCUGUCAUGUUAUGCAAACAUUUUUUUUUUUUUUUUUUUUUUUUUUUUUUUUUUUAGUAAUUAUUAGCUCCUGUGCCUUAUAUUAGUAUCACUGAAAGGUCGCCCUAAACAAAAAUAAUAAUGGGUCUUUCCUGGGAAUGUAAGAAGUUCCGGGUUAUGGUAAUUCUUGCUAUUGAUAAAGAUUUAGACCUAAAUGUAACUAACAUCCUUUGCCGCUCAGAGUAGGGCCUUUUUUUUUUUUUUCUAGAGCUGUAUGCUGCUAGUGCCAUGCCUUUCAUGUUAAGCUCUUCUAUAUAUUUGUAAGUAGAUGAAGUUGGGUUUAUUUUUAAAACAUUUUUAAUGUUUUAGUAUUGACACUGCAUGGUGAUGCCCCUUGGAUCUCUGCUUAAGUCUAGCUGAAAUCAGAAUAGCAUACCAAAAAAAAAAAAUUUUUUUUGUUUUUCAAAAUUUUGAUUAUAUUGUUUUAUAGAAUUGUAUUACUAAAGUAGAAAAACUAUAUGAAUAUUUUCAAAACUGAAAUAAUUGUUCUGAAUGACCUCAAAAUGUUUUUGUUUUUUUCAGCAAACUGUAAGGUUUUUAAAUUCAUUAUGACUUGUAUCAAUUUGUAACAAAUAGAAUCAGCACAACAUUAUUUUAAAUUGUUUGCAUGGUUAUAGAUUUUUGUUUUCUCCAAUGUUAAGGUCAUUGGCAUUGCAGUAAGAGAAUAUAAUAAAUUUGAUAGACUAAAGUAUCAUUCCAAGUGACACCAUCACAUAUCUAUAUGUCGGCUCAAAUGAUGUUUAAUUGUGCAUAUUAUAAAUAGUGAUGUUAUAUAACUAGCUCAGUUAUGGCUUAAGCUGCGCUGUCACUUCUGUAUGCUCUGAAAUAAGAACAUUUUAUUUGGCGUUUCCAUUAGCUGCCACCAAGCCAGUUCACUCAAUUCCCUUGUCAGAAAGCAUCUUUUGUCUAUGGUGUCUGUUAACAAACGAUUUCUUGGCAGAGAGCACCUUUAGUGAAGGUUCAAGUCAACUUUUGACUAAAUAUUACUUUGGAAGAAAGUGUGUCAGGUUAAGCUGACUGUAACAGACCCAUUUAUUAUAAUUAUGUAUUAUUUACAUUAUGUUGGCCUAACCAUUUGUAAAAUAAGUUAUGCUUUUUUUUUUUUUUAAACUUCUAAAACAAAUCAUUAUGUGUUACUCUGUUGACUUCUAACUAGGUUUCAUGUUCUUUUUUUUUUCCCUGUCCCUAGUCCAGUUGUAAAUAUCUCUCUGCUUGGACAAGACUGUGUUUGAAGCCAGACUGUCACGCUGGUAGUCUCUGCUGUAUGUGUCUCUUAGUGUAUAUAUAUAUAUUCAGACAUGACCGUACCGAAUGCUUUGUUGGUUUCUACUUUGUACGAGAACAAAAGGACUUGUUGACCCUCUGAUUAAUACCUCAAUGUAUUUCUUAGUAGUAUUUCUUUUACCCACUUCAUACAAUUUUUUUGUUUCUGCAAAGAUUAGCAUCAUAAAAUACUUAUAAUCGAGUAAUUUUUUUAAAAACUAACUCUAUUAUCUCAUGGAAGAACAAAAACUGAAGAGAAAAAAAAAGGCGUAUUCUUGUCAGCACAAACACUAUGUACUUUAUUGACCAUGCUAAAUAAGUGAUCCCCCAUUUCCAAGUUCUAUGAUUAAAUUAUUGCUCUCUGCUUUGUCCUGGUGAGACAAUUGUAUAGACAUGUCAUCUCAUUUUUUUUGUUUUUCCCUUUCUCAUCAUUAUGUUUGUACAGAUUUCAUUCUAGCCUAUUGAUGAGCACUUUUCACAAAUUAAAACAUACUGUAUACAAUGGAGAAUGAUA
Biomphalaria glabrata is the source of this 3875-nucleotide messenger RNA. RefSeq names its product ADP-ribosylation factor 6. NCBI's taxonomy places the organism in Eukaryota, Metazoa, Mollusca, Gastropoda, Planorbidae. Gene Ontology annotation, biological process: vesicle-mediated transport; intracellular protein transport. Gene Ontology annotation, cellular component: cytoplasm. The record is from RefSeq and is a predicted model, not a curated record. The coding region runs from base 228 to 755 and encodes 175 amino acids. Gene Ontology annotation, molecular function: GTP binding; GTPase activity. The transcript is spliced from 5 exons.